This is a messenger RNA of Dendroctonus ponderosae (mountain pine beetle), 2492 nucleotides long. RefSeq names its product ATPase family protein 2 homolog. NCBI's taxonomy places the organism in Eukaryota, Metazoa, Arthropoda, Insecta, Coleoptera, Curculionidae. Gene Ontology annotation, molecular function: ATP hydrolysis activity; ATP binding. The transcript has 8 exons. Gene Ontology annotation, cellular component: cytoplasm. The record is from RefSeq and is a predicted model, not a curated record. Bases 164 to 2473 code for a protein of 769 amino acids.
UACCGGAUUAAACAACAGGCAACAUGCGAUCUCAGCAUCUAACGAACGGAACAUUUUACAGUGUUCUUUUCGAUUGUCAUUCUUCCUGUCGCUUUGGGUCAAAUUAGGUUAUAUUCAGUUAUAUUAUUAUUAGAUUCGGUGGUUGAAGACAACGUGCAUAAACAUGUCCCAAACAAAGUCCAAAAGGGGCUCCCAGUGGGUCCAGUGUGAAAAAUGUGCAGCCUACUUAACCAGCAAACAUAUGUCGCAUCAUGAGGAGUUUUGCCCACAGAAGUUGGAUGAUUUUGAGCAUCCAUUUAUACUGGAUCAGGUGCUCUAUGGGGUUCUGGAGCUGAAACAGUCUGAAGACAUAAAAAAUCUGAGUUCCCGAGAGAAGGACGGUUUGGUGUUCCUUAGUCAAGCCGCUAUGCAGCUUUGUGGCUUUCCAAUCGGGGAAUUUGUGAUGGUGGAGCAGUUGGCACAAAAGGCAGCCCCUCUAGUCAGGAAAGUGUGGCCCACCGCCGGAAAAAGCCUCACUUCAGUCAUGGUGACUAAAAAUGGUUUGGAGAAUUCGAAAUUUGAGGUAAAUGAUAAGCUCAGGGUGAGAACGUUUGAUAAAUCAGCAGCUUCAGUGGCUAGCCAAGUGUCGGUGGUUUUGCUGAAUGGGCCCAAAUCGAUGGAAAUCGGCCCUGAGCUGAAUAGCCGCAUUUGCAAAACCUACGAAGAUAGAUACGUUACGAACAACAGCAUAAUCCAUCUAAUGUUUUAUGGAACGAAGCUUCAGUUUGAGGUAAAACUAAUUGAACAAAGCAAUAUUUGCCAAAUGCUUGAGGGCCUUUCUGUAGGUGCCCACAGAAAGUUCUAUUUAGUUGAUGACAAAACGAAGUGGAAGAUAUUUGGCACAGAAAUAGCCUUUGUUGAAUCUACUCGAACGGAAGCCCACUAUCAGGUUGCAGGAUUGGAUGAGGAAACGAGGGAAAUUAGGGAAUUGAUCAAUGCCGCAUUUAAAUCCUCCAGUACGAACGGCUUCAUGCACAACAAGUCUGUACUUUUAUAUGGUAACACCGGAACUGGUAAAACUACACUGGCCAAAUUUAUUGCACACACUCUUCGAGUCAAUGUGGUGGAAAUAUCUGCCACAUAUUUGUACAGUAAAAAUUCCAAAAGCCCCGAAGAAACCGUCAAUAAAUUGUUCAAGAGCGCCAUAGAUAAGUCACCAAGUGUAAUUCUUUUGGAYGAAAUUGAUAUUUUGUGUCCUUCGAGAAAUGGUCGGAUAGUUGAGGCUGAGAAGCGCAUCAUUUCCACAAUGCUGGCUCGCAUGGAUGAACUAUCGCAAAUCGCAGCCAAAGUCUUCAUUAUCGCAACCACCAACAAGAUUGAUCAGAUUGAGCCGGCGUUCCGAAGAUGCGGCAGACUGGACCGGGAAAUCGAAAUCCCAACUCCAAACCCCAAAGCGCGAAAACUCAUUCUGCGCAAAAUACUCUCCGCCAUGUCUCAGAAGGUUUCUGAGGCCGAACUACAGGAAAUUGCGAUGACUGCGCACGGAUACGUGGGCGCUGAUCUGGUAUCUGUCUGCUCUCAAGCCAGUUUGCUCAGCUCGAGACGGUCAGUCCCGAAAAUAGAUUUGGAUGACCUGAAGGCGGCGCUGAGAAAAGUCCGGCCGAGUGCGAUGCGUGAGGUUCAGAUUGAGACACCCAAUGUGAAAUGGACAGACAUCGGCGGACACAGUAAGAUGAAGGCCUUGUUAAGCCAGUCGGUAGAGUGGCCUUUAAAGUACCCGGAGAGCUUUAAAAGAUUGGGAAUCUCGCCGCCUAAGGGAGUUCUAAUGUUUGGCCCUCCCGGUUGCUCUAAAACUAUGAUUGCGAAGGCUCUAGCAACGGAAAGCGGCCUAAAUUUCAUUACCAUAAAAGGAUCAGAAUUAUUUAGUAAAUGGGUGGGAGAGUCCGAAAAAGCGAUUAGGGACGUCUUUAGGAAAGCGCGACAAGUUGCCCCUUCUGUGGUGUUUUUCGACGAAAUUGACGCUCUCGCAGGCGAAAGAAGCUCUGAUGCGACUACUAGUGUCCAAGAGCGCGUUUUGGCCCAGCUUCUGACUGAGCUAGAUGGAAUCACUCCGCUAGCUGAUGUUAACAUUUUAGCAGCCACUAACCGACCUGAUCGGAUCGACAAAGCCCUAAUUCGCCCUGGCAGGAUAGACAGGGCUGUUUACGUGGCAUUGCCAGACGCCGAUGUUAGACGGGAUAUUUUCAGAAUCCAGUUUCUCAAAAUGCCGACUGAAGGCGUGUCCGUUGAAAUGCUGGUAGAAGCAACGCAAGGCUACUCCGGCGCGGAAAUCACGGGCAUUUGCAAAGAAGCGGCGAUGUUCGCCCUAAGCGAAGACAUCCAAAGCAAAUGCGUCCGAAUGGAGCACUUCGAGAUGGCUCUAAAGCUGGCGCCACCUCGAACGCCGCCAGAAUUGCUGAAGAUUUACGAUAACUUUGUCAUUGGUGCUAAAUAAAUACAUAAAUCCUAUCAAA